AUGGCUGCAUGGAGGGUUCUAGGGGAGACAAUGAAGGAGUUGAAUUUUUCGCCAUUUUUGUAUGAAUUUGAGAGCUACAAUUCCCCUCGAAGAGAUUUUGCUUAUUUGGCAGGAUUUGAAGAAAGGGUUCUGAAAAUCGAAGGAAUAAUUGUCAAUCUGCCCGCAUCCGUUUCUGGUGCAGAGGAAGAAGCGGCUCUUAGAGCUGGAGUCCUUAAGCAUGGCCCUGGAAAAUGGCGUACAAUUCUUAAAGACCCAGAAUUCAGUGGCGUUUUGUGUUCAAGAUCCAACCUUGAUCUCAAGGAUAAGUGGAGAAACAUUCGUGGAUUUGAAGAAAGGGGCUUUUCAAUUCUGAAAAUCGAAGGAAUAAUUGUCAAUCUGCCCGUAUCCGUUUCUGGUGCAGAGGAAGAAGCGGCUCUUAAAGCUGGAGUCCUUAAGCAUGGCCCUGGAAAGUGGCAUACUGCUUAG
Molecule: messenger RNA, 465 nt
Organism: Fraxinus pennsylvanica
Lineage: Eukaryota; Viridiplantae; Streptophyta; Magnoliopsida; Lamiales; Oleaceae
Source: the annotation of a GenBank genome assembly